AUGGCUGACGAACAACCUACCGUCGAGACCUUCCCUCCGCCUCCUGGCUUCUACGAGUAUUUUACAGACGCAAAUCUGGAGCGUCUGGAGGCUCUGAAGUCUUCACUAGCCGAUCGCGAGAAUACGCAACAAGAUGCCGGCGCAUCAACGCAGCAGAGCGCUUCUGAUAUCGAAAACCUCCCGGACGAGCUGCGCUUUCUUCAACCUCCUGAGCCGCCGGCGGAUGGGAAAUACACAUGCUUCGGAGCACCUUUCGACCUGCACGAGCAAUUGCAAUCACUCUCCGCGCAAGGCAUCGAUCAACUCUAUCCCACGAAACCAGCACCCACCAACGCCGCGACGGGCACCGAAUCGGAAUGGACUCUCGACCGCGCGACCUACCUCCGCAAAAUUGCCCGCUCCAUAAUGCUGAACUACCUCGAGCUCGUCGGCGUCCUCUCCGUCGACCCCACCGACUUCCCCGACAAGAUCCAAGACAUCACGACCCUCUUCCUUAACGGGCACCACCUCAUCAACGAAUACCGCCCCCACCAGGCGCGCGCGACGCUUAUCCACAUGAUGGAGGAGCAGCUGGAGCAGAAGCGCGCGGAGAUUCGGAACGUGCGGGUGAUGAAGGAGAAGGUUCGGGCGCUGGCAGGGACGAUUGCGAAGGAGACGGAGAAUGAGGUACAGGGGUUUGAGUUGAAGGGUGGACGAUCUAUGUCGGAGGAGAUUGCCGAUGCGAGGAAUGAAGAGCAACGAUCGAUGUGGGAGGCGCUGGAUGAGCACUCUUCGGGAUGGUCCUAA
Messenger RNA from Eremomyces bilateralis CBS 781.70, 786 nucleotides. RefSeq names its product mediator of RNA polymerase II transcription subunit 7. The transcript has 2 exons. Gene Ontology annotation, cellular component: core mediator complex; mediator complex. Lineage: Eukaryota; Fungi; Ascomycota; Dothideomycetes; Eremomycetales; Eremomycetaceae. Gene Ontology annotation, molecular function: transcription coregulator activity. Bases 1 to 786 code for a protein of 261 amino acids. Gene Ontology annotation, biological process: regulation of transcription by RNA polymerase II. The record is from RefSeq and is a predicted model, not a curated record.